CUUUCCCUUCGCCUGUCGUUGCCAGCCGCUAAAGGGUCGAAUUUUCAGCUCCGCCAGGCGCUCGCGUUAGAAAAAGUAUUGGAACAUCGCCCGACUAUGAAAGCCAGCCAUACCCCUCUCUUUCAUCGCCACUUUCACAGGCGCAGCUGUGGAAAGCAUCGAGAACGUCGCUGUCAUCCCCAAAAUAAACACACAUAUCAGAAAUGGCCGCAGCAUUCGAUGAAUUAGAGUGUCUUGAAGCCCUUGAAGACCUAGAUGCUGCAGACCAACAUGAUAUUCCCAGAAGAUGCAUCACUGACAGGAUGAAUCUUUUCCAUUCUCCGCAUGACGAGGAGUUCAUCAAAAGAUUCCGCUUAUCAAAAACAACAGCGCUCAAUUUACUAGACAAGCUACAGAUUCAAGGAACUCGAGAUGGGAGAGGAUCCCCAGUACCACCCCGCCUACAACUGUUAAUUACAUUGCCAUGGAUGGCCACUGGUAGCUUCCAGUUGACUAUUGCUGACACUUUUGACGUUUCACAACAACUUGUGAGCAACUGCACAGCCCAAAAUAGUCCGAGCCAUUGCAUCUCUGCUACAAGAUUAUGUGAAACGACCAUCGAGAGAACAUUUUUCUAA
This is a messenger RNA of Penaeus vannamei (Pacific white shrimp), 617 nucleotides long. The record is from RefSeq and is a predicted model, not a curated record. Lineage: Eukaryota; Metazoa; Arthropoda; Malacostraca; Decapoda; Penaeidae.